Messenger RNA from Odocoileus virginianus texanus, 3129 nucleotides. The record is from RefSeq and is a predicted model, not a curated record. Lineage: Eukaryota; Metazoa; Chordata; Mammalia; Artiodactyla; Cervidae.
CCACCCCCUAUACCUGUGCAACGCCAGCGACGACGACAAUCUGGAGCCUGGCUUCAUCAGCAUCGUCAAGCUGGAGAGUCCCCGACGGGCCCCCCGCCCCUGCCUGUCGCUGGCCAGCAAGGCCCGGAUGGCGGGGGAGCGGGGAGCCAGCGCCGUCCUCUUUGACAUCACGGAGGAUCGAGCUGCUGCAGAGCAGCUGCAGCAGCCCCUGGGGCUGACGUGGCCCGUGGUGUUGAUCUGGGGUCACGAUGCCGAAAAGCUGAUGGAGUUUGUGUACAAGAACCGAAAGGCCCACGUGAGGAUUGAGCUGAAGGAGCCCCCGACCUGGCCAGAUUAUGAUGUAUGGAUCCUCCUGACGGUGGUGGGCACCAUCUUUGUGGUCAUCUUGGCCUCGGUGCUGCGUAUCCGGUGCCGCCCCCGCCACACCAGGCCGGACCCCCUUCAGCAGCGAACAGCCUGGGCCAUCAGCAAGCUGGCCACCAGGAGGUACCGGGCCGGCUGCCGGGGCGCCAGGGAUGAGUGGCCAGACUCCGGGAGCAGCUGCAGCUCCGCCCCGGUGUGCGCCAUCUGCCUGGAGGAGUUCUCUGAGGGCCAGGAGCUCCGGGUCAUUUCCUGCCUCCAUGAGUUCCAUCGUACCUGUGUGGACCCCUGGCUGCAUCAGCAUCGCACUUGCCCCCUCUGCAUGUUCAACAUCGUAGAGGGAGAUUCGCUUUCGCAGUCCCUGGGACCCUCUCGAGCUUACCAGGAACCGGGCCGGAGGCUCCACCUCAUUCGCCAGCACCCCGGCCACGCGCACUACCACUUGCCCGCCGCCUACUUGUUGGGCCCUUCCCGGAGCGCGGCGGCUCGGCCCAGCCGGCCCGGCCCCUUCCUCCCAUCGCAGGAGCCAGGCGUGGGCGCCCGGCACCACCGCCAACCCAGAACCGCACACCCCCGGGCUCCGGGCGAGCCGCAGCGCCUGGCGGCGGCCCCGCACCCCUACGCGCCGGGCUGGGGGCUGAGCCAGCUCCGCUGCGCCUCCCAGCACCCGGCCACCUGCCCCGCGCCCCCUCGCCGGACCAGGCCCCACGACAGCAGCGGGUCCGGAGAGAGCUACCGCACGGAACGCAGCGGCUACCUGGCGGACGGGCCAGCCAGCGACUCCAGUUCGGGGCCCUGUCACGGCUCUUCGAGCGACUCGGUGGUCAACUGCACAGACGUCAGCCUGCAGGGCCUCCACGGCAGCAGCUCCACCUUCCGCAGCUCCCUGAGCAGCGACUUCGAGCCCCUGGUCUACUGCAGCCCCGACGGGGAGCCCGCGGGGAGGGCGGCUCCGCCUCGCCUGGCCUCCCGGCCCCGUUCUCUGGACUCGGUGGUGCCCGCGGCGGAAACGCAGGUUUCCAGCCACGUCCACUUCCACCGCCACCGGCACCACCACUACAGAAGGCGUUUCCAGUGGCAUGGCAGGAAGGCUGACCCCGAAACUGGAGUCCCCCCGUCCAGGCCUGCCGCUCCUCGGACACAGCCCCCGCCAGAGCCGCCUUCGCCCGAUCUGCACGCGGCCAGGUGCAGCCCAGCAGCGCUUUCAGGGCAGCCUCCCGCCCUGCAGCGGCCCCGGGCCCUCACCGAGCCAGCCCCCGGGCCACCCACCGCCUCCAGCCCCAGCCCUGCAGCCAACAACCUCUUCCACUUGCAGAAAUCCAGCCUCUCUGUCCGACACCCCCAGAGGAGACGGCGAGGGGGACCCCCGGAGCCCACCCCAGCCUCUCGAUCCCAGGACUUGCCUACCCACCCAACUUGCCAGAUUUUCCCCCAUUAUGGCCCAAGUCUGGCACACCCUUGGUCCCCAGAGGCCCACCCACUGAUCUUCGGACAUCCAGGCCUGGAGAGGAGGCUGCUACCAGAAGCCCCGGGCCCUACAUACCCGAGUUCCCAGCCAGUGUGGCUGUGUCUGACUCCACGCCAGCCCCUCGGACCGCACCCAUCUGGGGAGGGGCCUUCCGCAUGGAGUUCUGGCACCCCGGAGGGCAGGCCAUGCCCUUACCCACACUGCCAGGUGCUACCAGCCCAGCCUGGCACAGAAGAGGAACUGGAGGAGCUGUGUGAACAGGCCGUGUGAGAUAUUCAGUCCUGGCUCCAACCAAGAGUGCUCGCCGGAUGACUUGGGGCCCUCCCUGCCACAGAGUCCUGCUCCUCAGAAAAGAAAGGACUUCAGAAAACACCCCCACCCCCUUUUUUUUGCCAUAUUCCUGGAACCACUGGCAGAGGGUGGUGAUGGUGGGUGGCAGGUGUCCUCUCCUGCUCCCAGCUCCAGCCCUUGUCUGCAGAACUAUCUGUGUCCAGCCAGGCAACCAGCUACCACUGGUGUGGGUGGGCUCCUUUGCAGGCUGUGCUUUUCUGAGAGCAGGAAGCUAGGCACAGGUAGACAGGUGUGAUAAAGGUGGUGCUCCUUCCCCAGCCUGAGGACUUCUCCUUCAUCCCAGGCCUCAUGUUCAUACCAGCAAAUGGGUUCAGCUGAAUGAAUGAACCCUGCUUACCUCCUUCCUGAAGACAGUCUUGCACACCAGCUUUGGCUUCCCCUCAGUAAGGCUGCUGUAUCAAUGGCAAACCCGGUUCUUAUCAUUUUCCUUCUUUGCCAAAAGAUGAUGGGCUUUGCAGCCUCACCAGGCAUGGCCUGCCCUGGUGCACAAGAGGAGUUUUCCCUCCUUGUCCGUACUUGUCAGCUCCUCUGUAUUCAGUCCGAGGAGAGGCCAGGGUGUGCAGUCCCUGAGAACCUGGGGUGAAGCCUCUAAUCUUCAGGCUCCCUGGUCAUUCCAGCAGCCCCAGUCCCUCUGGGGGAGAGUGGUGGGGGUAGUGGGAAGGGACUCAUUCUUUCUUGGAGAUCACUUAGCUGAAAAUCCCAAAGGAAGUGGAAGAAGAGGAUUUCUGCUGGACUUUAUUUAGGAAGAGGGAGGAAGGGAUGAAGGUAGAAAAGGCUGAAUUACAGCUGAACAAAGAAUUUUUCUCUCGACAUUUCCUCUCGGAGCAGGGAUAGGGAGCAGGGGAGAACACAGGAGGAGCAGUUUGGGGCCCUUGGAUUAGAUGGCCCGGAGGCCCAGCUUCCCAGUAUAAGCCACGCAGGUCAGAUUCACACAGUGUGGAGCGGGGUCA